AUGGCUGCAAACGAAGACCGAACUCUCCUCCUCGAGGUCGACGAGCUCAGUGGAGCUCUGAACUAUGCAUCUGUGGAUAUACCGAGUGGUCAUCGGCACGAGGUUCCUGAGCGACCCCUGCGAAUUGCCCCACGUUUGCACGCCUUCAACAGUAGCAAACCUAGCAUUGAGAACAUCAUACAAGGUAACACCGCAGAAACAUCAUUCAUGCGCCAAAUAGAGACCAAAUUAGGGCAUUAUUUGGACACCAUCAGAAGUAUCGACCAAGAUGCAACCCUAGAGAAUGACUUGCGGGUGCGGGUAGUGGACGAAUACCGCGGAGACGGGUUUUCGCACAAGAAGCGUGCAAUUAGGAAAGCUUGCAGCACAGGGCACACCAACCCUGUGACCAUGGACAACAUCCCCAGUUACCUAGCUAAUCUAUGGGAUGGGAGUGCAUUUCUGCAAGUGAAAGAACAUGGGAUGCACGUAUACAUCUCAGAUUCAUCCAUCGAGAAAGCCUGCAAGAAUGCACUUUCGGUGCUUGUGGCGGAUGCCGUGCAUAGUAAAGCACCGCGAUGCGUCAAGAAAGGCUCCCAACUUUAUGUCAUCCAUGGAGUCUGUCGCGGCGGCUUUGAUGUGCCCUUCCUCUAUGCAAUCAUGGAGAAAAAAGAUAAACAAGCCUACGAGACAGUACUCACACAGCUAAAAACCCAUCUGCUUAGAUUCGGGGCUGAUCUCGACGGGUUGCAUAUAGUGGUCGACUACGAGAGAGCCGCCAUCGCCGCCAUUCGCACCAUUUUCGAAAGAAGCACACUUCAGGGCUGUUCCUUCCACCUUGCGUUGGCGUGGAACAGGCGGCGAAAUGCGUUCGGGCUGACGCGCUUCAUCUCUGGCGAAAAAGCCACAGCGGAAGUCGCUGAGUGGUGGAACCAUUAA
Cylicocyclus nassatus is the source of this 918-nucleotide messenger RNA. The record is from the annotation of a GenBank genome assembly. NCBI's taxonomy places the organism in Eukaryota, Metazoa, Nematoda, Chromadorea, Rhabditida, Strongylidae.